AUGAAGGUCUGGCUGUGGUCGGCGCUCUUCCUCCUCUCUGAUGGCCGCCGGUUGCAGGAUGAACACUACGAGCUGAAUCCCACCGCUACUUCUCGAAUGAUGAAGCGGUUUGGCCAAUACCUACCGAAGAUUGAAAAGAGCCUGCAACAGCAAUUUCUCUUCAGGAUGCCGCAGCGGUCACUUCAUGCUCGACCCUGGAUGCAAAACCAACAAUCACCUUUUUUGCAAAACUUUCAGCUGAUGCAGCGCGCUCAGAAUCUUGGGAAAUAUCGCUUCAGCACUGUGCGGCCGAAGAAGGGCUUCUCCCCGAACCUUUUGCUGGUCUCCAGACGGUUGAUGUCUACGAAGGAAGCACUGAAGUUUGGCAAGGUCUUCCGAGAUCAGAUGGCAAAAAGAGAGAUGAACAGCGCCAGACUCUUUCGCGAGGGCCGGGAGUAUAUGGGCUGCACCGCUGAACAGUUGAAAGAGUUCAAACGCCGCUUUCACUCUGGAUCUGACGGAGUCCUUUCAUAUCAAAAUCCCAAGUCUUCCUUCACCGCCAUGUACAUUGUCACAUCGGAGGGAGGGGACCACAACGGAGCCUUUGAGGGACUGGAAGGGGGAUCAAAGCAACAAGGCUUUUGGUCCAUGUGCGCCCGCUUGCUCCAAAUGAGCGAGCUCUACAAUGUGGUUUACAAACGUGUGGAAAAUCUGAACGAGGCCACCACCUUCGUUCACGAUGUGAAGAAGGGUGGACAUUUUGGAGAGGCCAUAAAACAUGUGACGAUCAGUGGCCACGGAAACCCCAGCACACUGGUCCUGGGAGAUGACCGCUUGACGAGUCGGGAGUUGGUAUCGAAGCACGACACAGACAGCAAGGACUUCCUGAAGGAGCUGAAGCCGGCAUUGAUCCACGAUGGGGAAGCCCGCUCUACUGUGUUUUUGGAUUCGUGUUCCACGGGGAAAACCCCACCAUCUGGCGACAAAUCCUUGGCUCAGCUGGUUGCAGAUACCUUGCCAGGAGUGGAAGUGCAUGCCUUUGAGGACCUCAUGUGGCCAAAAUGGAUCCAGCUCCGCAGCAACUUUGUGCAAGAUGCGAAGUUCCAGUGCAAAACAGAUAUCAGAGGCCAGGGAAAUCAGUGCCUGCGUGCCAGUGUCUUCAUGUCCAAGGACGUGUCCCAACCAUCUUUGCUUCAGAGGUCUGAAAAGCUGGCAUCUAAUUCCUCCGAUGAGGAGGAGUUUGUUUUCUAUGAUGGGGUGACUUUCUUCGCCGAUCCACAAAUGUGUGCUGAGUGGUGUGAAAUGAUUUCAGAAUGUCAUCUCUUUGAGUUUGUGGAUUUGAUCGAAGAUGAGACUAUUGAGAUGGGCCAGUGCACAUUGCGAGUGCGGGAUGUUGAUAUCGUUGAGACGGAGUCGACAGGUCUGACUGACAUUGAGGAGGACUUCGGCGAAGACUUUUCCAACAUGGAAGAACUUGACUGA
Molecule: messenger RNA, 1461 nt
Organism: Durusdinium trenchii
Lineage: Eukaryota; Dinophyceae; Suessiales; Symbiodiniaceae
Source: the annotation of a GenBank genome assembly